CGGCGCUGGAAUUCAGCGACUGCUGCCUGGACAGCCCGCACUUCCGAGAGACGCUCAAGUCGCACGAAGCGGAGCUGGACAAGACCAACAAAUUCAUCAAGGAGCUCAUCAAGGACGGGAAGUCCCUCAUCAGUGCGCUCAAGAAUUUGUCUUCAGCGAAGAGGAAAUUUGCAGAUUCCUUAAAUGAAUUUAAAUUUCAGUGCAUAGGAGAUGCAGAAACAGAUGAUGAAAUGUGUAUAGCAAGGUCUUUGCAGGAGUUUGCCAGUGUUCUCAGGAAUCUUGAAGAUGAACGGAUACGGAUGAUUGAGAAUGCCAGUGACGUGCUCAUCACGCCCUUGGAGAAGUUUCGGAAGGAGCAGAUUGGGGCUGCCAAGGAAGCCAAAAAGAAGUAUGACAAGGAGACAGAGAAGUAUUGUGGAAUCUUAGAAAAACACUUGAAUUUGUCUUCCAAAAAGAAAGAAUCUCAGCUUCAGGAGGCAGACAGUCAAGUGGACCUGGUCCGGCAGCAUUUCUAUGAAGUAUCCCUGGAGUAUGUCUUCAAGGUGCAGGAAGUCCAAGAGAGGAAGAUGUUUGAGUUCGUGGAGCCUCUACUGGCAUUCUUGCAAGGACUCUUCACUUUCUAUCACCAUGGUUAUGAACUGGCCAAGGAUUUCAGCGACUUCAAGAUGCAGCUGACCAUUAGCAUACAGAACACAAGAAAUCGCUUUGAAGGCACCAGGUCAGAAGUGGAGUCACUGAUGAAAAAAAUGAAGGAGAAUCCCCUUGAGCACAAGACCAUCAGUCCCUACACCAUGGAAGGGUACCUCUAUGUUCAGGAGAAACGUCACUUUGGAACCUCUUGGGUGAAGCACUACUGUACAUAUCAGCGGGAUUCCAAACAGAUCACCAUGGUACCAUUUGACCAAAAGUCAGGAGGAAAGGGGGGAGAAGACGAGUCGGUCACUCUCAAAUCCUGCAUCCGGCGGAAAACAGACUCUAUUGAGAAGAGGUUUUGCUUUGACGUAGAAGCAGUAGACAGGCCAGGGGUUAUCACCAUGCAGGCUCUGUCGGAGGAGGACCGGAGGCUCUGGAUGGAAGCCAUGGAUGGCCGGGAGCCUGUCUACAACUCGAAUAAAGACAGUCAGAAUGAAGGAACUGCACAGUUGGACAGCAUUGGCUUCAGCAUAAUCAAGAAAUGCAUCCACGCUGUGGAAACCAGAGGUAUUAAUGAGCAGGGGCUCUACCGAAUCGUGGGGGUCAAUUCCAGAGUGCAGAAGUUGCUGAGUGUCCUGAUGGACCCCAAAACAGCUUCUGAAACAGAAACGGAUAUCUGUGCGGAAUGGGAGAUCAAGACCAUCACUAGUGCUUUGAAGACCUACCUAAGAAUGCUUCCAGGGCCACUCAUGAUGUACCAGUUUCAAAGAAGUUUCAUCAAAGCAGCAAAGCUGGAGAAUCAGGAGUCUCGGGUGUCUGAAAUCCACAGCCUUGUUCAUCGGCUCCCAGAGAAAAACCGCCAGAUGUUACAGCUGCUCAUGAACCACUUGGCAAAUGUUGCUAACAACCACAAGCAAAAUUUGAUGACAGUGGCGAACCUUGGCGUGGUGUUUGGACCCACCCUGCUUCGGCCUCAGGAAGAAACAGUAGCCGCCAUCAUGGAUAUCAAAUUUCAGAACAUUGUCAUUGAGAUCCUGAUCGAAAACCAUGAUAAGAUAUUUAACACUGUGCCUGAAAUGCCUCUCACCAAUGCCCAGCUGCACUUGUCUCGGAAGAAGAGUGGUGACUCCAAGCCCCCGUCCUGCAGCGAGAGGCCCCUGACGCUCUUCCAUGCUAUGCAGUCGACAGAGAAACAGGAACAAAGAAACAGCAUCAUUAACUCCAGCUUGGAAUCUGUCGUCUCAUCAAAUGCAAACAGCAUCCUUAAUUCUAGCAGCAGCUUACAGCCCAACAUGAAUUCCAGUGACCCAGACCUGGAUGUGCUCAAACCCACCCGGCCCAACUCACUCCCCCCGAAUCCAAGCCCAACUUCACCCCUCUCGCCAUCUUGGCCCAUGUUUUCGGCGCCAUCCAGCCCUAUGCCCACCUCAUCCACGUCCAGCGACUCAUCCCCCAUCAGCACUCCGUUCCGGAAGGCAAAAGCCUUGUACGCUUGCAAAGCUGAGCACGACUCAGAGCUCUCAUUCAUCGCAGGCACGGUCUUCGAUAAUGUUCACCCGUCUCAGGAGCCAGGCUGGUUGGAGGGGACUCUGAAUGGAAAGACGGGCCUCAUCCCCGAGAACUAUGUGGAGUUCCUCUAACCGUGGGCCCAGCAGAACUGCUGAGCUUUCCAUGGUAUCCAUGACAACUGCUGAGUCCAGUGUUGCAGGGCAUUUCUCUGCCACCGAGAAGUGCAGGGUGACUGACUCUGCUGCUCCCUGUCAACACCAGUGUUUCUGUGAACUUUGGUGUCACCCUUCCCCACGAUCAUCUCAGCUGACCUGUGGUGACAUUGCAGGAAACAGAAGUAAAUCAGCAGGGGAGGCCAUUUGAUUUUGAAAACCGAGAGAAAGGCUGGCGCAGCCAUCUCUCUCGUUCAGCACCCAAAUGGGGAGCACUCCUUUUGUCUCAACAGCCCCCCAAAUUCCCAACCUUCUGAAAGUGGAAGUAAGAUCCUUAAGAGCAUGUGCGGCUGGGUCACGGCUCCGAGAUCCAGGCUGGGCCAUUGCUCUUGUUUACAGCAGACGCUCUAACCCACCUCUCCAUACUCAAGACCCACAGGGCUCCAGGCUGCUGGGGCUGUUUGUUUGCAUGCAGGAUGGAGAGGGCUUACAGCACUGUUUACAUAAGAUCCAAUCUUUCACCAUCUCCAAAACAGCCUUGGCCCAGCAUCAGCA
Myotis brandtii (Brandt's bat) is the source of this 2849-nucleotide messenger RNA. RefSeq names its product Rho GTPase activating protein 26 (gene ARHGAP26). Lineage: Eukaryota; Metazoa; Chordata; Mammalia; Chiroptera; Vespertilionidae. Gene Ontology annotation, biological process: signal transduction. The transcript has 23 exons. The record is from RefSeq and is a predicted model, not a curated record. Gene Ontology annotation, molecular function: protein binding; GTPase activator activity. Gene Ontology annotation, cellular component: cytoplasm. The coding region runs from base 231 to 2273 and encodes 680 amino acids.